Messenger RNA from Sesamum indicum (sesame), 1634 nucleotides. RefSeq names its product fatty acid desaturase 5 (gene FAD5). NCBI's taxonomy places the organism in Eukaryota, Viridiplantae, Streptophyta, Magnoliopsida, Lamiales, Pedaliaceae. Gene Ontology annotation, molecular function: palmitoyl-[glycerolipid] 7-desaturase activity. Gene Ontology annotation, cellular component: endoplasmic reticulum membrane. Gene Ontology annotation, biological process: very long-chain fatty acid biosynthetic process. The record is from RefSeq and is a predicted model, not a curated record.
UUGGUUGUCCUGUUCCAUAUUAAGGUUUGAUAACGUCAAAUCUAGACCAUGAAUUCUCAAGAAACUCAAAAAUUUCAGAGUCCCUCAAUUUUAUAUAAGCCUAAUAACAACCCACAAAAACAGAAAACCAAGCCAAGAAUAUGGCUCUCUUGGUGCCAUCACCGUCCAGGGCCAAACCCUUCCAAUUUUCACCCCUUCACACCCCCAACCUCAAACCCAAUUCCUCUAAAACCACACAAAAGCAUAAACAAUCACUGCAUUAUGCAACAGAAGCAAGAUUUGCACACAAUUGCCUCAAAAAUGGUUUCUUUUCCAAAGGAAAAUAUGAAAGUAGCAGAAGGGUGAUGGCAAUUGUCAGAGCAGCAUCUGUCCCACUGUCAGGAGAUGAAAAAGAUUCAAGCUUUGGUAGAAUUCUGCUGUCUGAUGUGGUGGUGCAGAGGAGGAGGAAUGUGUACUGGGGCAGAAAGUGGAAUUCUUUGGAUGUGGCCACGGUUGGGGUGGUUGUUGCUAUGCAUUUACUAUGUGUUCUUGCUCCUUUCACAUUCAACUGGGGUGCCUUUUGGGUUGCUGUUGGAUUGUAUGUGAUCACUGGGCUUCUGGGAAUCACUCUUUCUUUCCAUAGAAAUCUUUCUCAUAGAAGUUUCAAGCUUCCCAAAUGGCUUGAGUACCUUUUUGCAUAUUGUGGUGUUCAAGCCCUUCAGGGUAAUCCAAUUGAUUGGGUGAGCACACAUAGGCACCACCAUCAGUUUUGUGACUCUGAAAAAGACCCUCACAGCCCCCUUGAAGGAUUUUGGUUUAGUCACAUGAGUUGGCUGUUUGACACAAAAGCCAUUCUUGAAAGGUGUGGGGAGCCCAACAAUGUUGGAGACUUAGAGAAGCAGCCCUUUUACAAGUUUCUUCAAACCACUUACAUAAUUCAUCCAUUGGCUCUUGGAGCUCUACUGUAUGCAGUGGGAGGGGUUCCCUACAUUGUGUGGGGAAUGGGCGUGAGAAUCGUGUGGGUGUACCACAUCACUUGGCUGGUGAACUCCGCUUGCCAUGUUUGGGGAAACCAGGCGUGGAACACUGGUGAUCUAUCUCGAAAUAAUUGGUGGGUGGCAAUGCUUGCAUUUGGAGAGGGCUGGCAUAAUAACCACCACGCGUUUGAGUAUUCAGCUAGGCACGGACUUGAAUGGUGGCAAAUAGAUAUGACUUGGUAUGUCGUUAGGCUUCUUCAAGCUAUUGGAUUGGCCACGGAUGUCAAGCUACCGACCACGGCCCAAAAGCAACGUAUGGCUUUUAGCAGUUAAGGUUUAGGCUGCAGCCACUUGGUUGUUGAGGGGACCUGUCAAAAAGAAAGCGGAACGCAGAAUGUCAUGUAUAGAUGAGGGGACUAGUACUUCUCUACGUAUAUUUAGAGUAGAAGUUGAGAGUUUUCUCCGCUUUUCUUGAUGAAGAAAUGAACAACUUUGUGAUGAGUAGAGGUUGCUGGAGUCAAGAGAUGAUAGAUUGUGAUGUUAUGAUAUGAGGUCAAGGAGUAGGAUUGAUCAUCAAAGGCACCGGAUCUUUUGUUAUACGUUCGUGUCACACUGAUGUCGGUCUCACGUGUAUUGUAUACAGAUUCACUUUUUAAAUCAUAAUCUAACUCAAUUAUU